UCUGGGUGAAGAAGCUUUUUCUAAUAUCCAGCCUAAACCCACCCUGACACCACUUCAGCCUGGCAUCACUGCACCAAGAGCACCGCCCGCAGCAGCAGCAGCAGCAGCAGCAGCAGCAUUCCGGUGCAGAACACAGCAGGUAAGCAGCUAUUCUGGAGGUAGCGACUGUACAAAUCCACUGCCUUUACAAGCGAGCUGUGGGCUCUGAAAGUGCUUGCAGCUUUCCAAGUCCUCUCUCGGGAUGCAGCCGGCACUAGGACCUGCCUGGAGCCUCUACGCGCCAGCCCGUAGGGAGCGGAUAAAAACAGCAGCGCGCGGGUGGCUGCGGGCGGCGCGGCCGUGCCGGCACCGGGAGCCCCGCUCCGCCACCGGGGCCGCUGGGUGCCCCGUGCCCGCCCAUGCCCCAGCUCUGCCAGGUCACGGCCUCGCUGCUCCUGGGCACGGCCAGGGCAGCGUGCGACGAGGAGCUGCUGGCGCGGGAGGGGGUCACCUUCUGCGUGAAUGUCACCCGGCAGCAGCCGUUCCCCGCGCUGCGGAGCGUCCGCGGCAUCCGCGUGCCCGUGUUGGACGACCCGGCCGAGGAUCUGCACCGGCACUUCGAGCCCUGCGGAGCCGCCAUCGAGGAGGCCGUGCGGGCCGGGGGGAAGUGCCUGGUGUACUGCAAGAACGGCCGCAGCCGCUCCGCUGCCAUCUGCACGGCUUAUCUGAUGAGACACCGGCAGCUGCCGCUCAAGGACGCCUUUGAGGCUGUGAAAACUGCCAGACCUGUAGCAGAACCGAAUGCAGGAUUUUGGUCUCAGCUGCAGAGAUAUGAAGAAGAUUUGCAGAUAUCAAAGCAGUCUGCUCUGCUGAGCAAAGGACUUAAAAAUAGCGAUGUGUGAAGAUACUUUAAAGAAAGUGAAGUGACUUGCUACAGACUUAAAAAAAAAAGGAAAAAAAAAAAUCACAUCCUAAAUCACCUGUACGUAAAACACUUUACCCCCAUAA
Molecule: messenger RNA, 987 nt
Organism: Pyrgilauda ruficollis (rufous-necked snowfinch)
Lineage: Eukaryota; Metazoa; Chordata; Aves; Passeriformes; Passeridae
Gene: DUSP28
Product: dual specificity phosphatase 28
Exons: 2
Coding region: 399-881 (160 amino acids)
Biological process (GO): protein dephosphorylation
Cellular component (GO): cytoplasm
Molecular function (GO): MAP kinase tyrosine/serine/threonine phosphatase activity
Source: RefSeq, a predicted model, not a curated record